Molecule: messenger RNA, 866 nt
Organism: Drosophila virilis
Lineage: Eukaryota; Metazoa; Arthropoda; Insecta; Diptera; Drosophilidae
Source: RefSeq, a predicted model, not a curated record
CUCAAAAAUUCUGGAAAAUUAUUUACAAAUUUCACUUAUUUUGUGACAAAUCAAAAUUUCAACAAUUUCGACUAAACGAACUGAAUGGCAGAUGAAGAGGAAAGAGCUUCUCCGGAAGAUGAAGAAGGAGCUGAUGAGGCACCCGCAGAUGAAGGCGAAAGAGGAGCUGACGAAGCGGCCCUAGAAGAGGAAGCGGCUGAUGAGGAUAAUGUGGACGAGACCGAAGAGGAUCCCUUCGAGCUGCUCGACGAGGAGAGCGAAGACAACGAGCUGGAGGAGCGCAUGUAUCGGGAAUAUCUCGACUUGAUGAAACAGAUCGACUGCCAGAACGGAAUUAUAAACGAUCUGAAGGCACGCUCCCACGAGCUGAGAGAUAAACCCUGUCAAACCCGCAACGAGAAUGCGGAAUACCAGCGCCUGCGCAUCUGCCUGGACCAGGAGAACAUCAAGCUGAACACCAUGAUGAAUCGGGCAAUCCAAUUGCAGAACAACGGCUCGAAGCGCCUUUAUGGCAGCAUUGAACUAGCCACCUCCGGAUAUGAGGAUAGUCUACUCAACAGUUCCUCCGGCUGCCGGAAGGCAACCAAGUGCCCAGCAUCCACAAGUCGGCCGAAGACGGCGCAAGAGAUCUGCGAUGCUCUGGAUGCGGUUUCGGAUACGGAUUCGGAUUCGGAUCAGGGCUGUUGCUCGGCCAGGCGUUGCCCAUAAGUGUUUUUGAGUCGGAGUUAUCGACACUUCAGAUUCUGAAGUCGGGUAUCGAAGAAAAUGUCGUCCCAUUGCCAAGUGUUUGAAAUACCCAAAUUCUUGUACCAUGUAUUUUCAAUUCGUUGGAGUCUUUUUCUAAAUACACAAAUAUUUAUUUUACA